AUCAUCAUUCAGGGAACGGAAUACACAAAGUUAUCUCAAACGAGUAUUUUAAUAUUACUACUUUAAUAUGGGAUGCUGUGAAGUAUUGAGAAUCGCUUUUAGUGUCAUCAAUGCAUUAUGUACUCCUGUACUUAUUGCGGCAAUUUACGGUGUGAACAUGGGAUAUCUUUAUGAUGUUCCACGAUUCGUUUUACUUUACGUAGUCGCGCUAUUCAUCAAUGUACAUCUUAAUAUGCUAGCUUUGGAACGCACAUUUAAGACGAAUCGUAGAUUAAUUAUAACAUGUGCUUCCUACUCGAUCUUUUUAAUUUUUUUGCAAUUAUUGAAACUUAAUCUAGUAAUUGUAUUUAUAUUCUUCAUACAAUUUAUUAACUUUUUGAUCCUAUGUUACUUUGUUAUUUCGUUUAUUAUUGUGUGCUUAAUACACUGGGAUUUUCGAAAGAAUCAAAACACGGCGAUUGAUACUGAAUUGAAUACGAUCGAAACAUCACCAGAGUAAUGAGAGAUCUGAUAUCGAUUCUAAAUACAUUUCGAGAAUUAAUUAUUGGAUACUCAUUCAACGCUGAAUGCUCAACUACCUCAGAAGAGACUUUUAUCUAAAAUAUCUAGUGAUAAUAUCUAGUGAUUUGAGUUAUUUUUAUUACUGUAAAUUGUUUUAUAUUUCAAUCAAAAUC
Drosophila nasuta is the source of this 674-nucleotide messenger RNA. RefSeq lists its product as uncharacterized. The record is from RefSeq and is a predicted model, not a curated record. The transcript has 3 exons. NCBI's taxonomy places the organism in Eukaryota, Metazoa, Arthropoda, Insecta, Diptera, Drosophilidae. Bases 68 to 499 code for a protein of 143 amino acids.